This is a messenger RNA of Prorocentrum cordatum, 1206 nucleotides long. The record is from the annotation of a GenBank genome assembly. NCBI's taxonomy places the organism in Eukaryota, Dinophyceae, Prorocentrales, Prorocentraceae.
AUGCUCCCUCCGUGGGCAGCCAGCGCGAUCACCCAGCUGGCGCAUGGCGUGUCUGCUUGGCUGAGCCGAGCGCCUGCGGCGCCGCCCUGUCCGCUGUGCCCGGACUGCAGGUGCGUGUGCCCCGCGGCGCCCCAGUGCCCCGCCUGCCCGGGGGCGCCCUCGCCGUGCCCGGAGUCGGGGGCGCCUUCGACCCGCGGCGAGGCCCCAGCCCCGACGGUGGCGGCCGCGUGGCUCACGACGGUGACCGCCCUCGUCGUCGGGAUCGGGCUCAGCGAGGUCAGCCGGCUGGAAGGAGUAAACCAGGUGGCCUACGUCCUGUAUGCGGUGCCGGGUCCGGCCCUGUGGCACCAGCGCUGGCUGAUGGGGAGGGUGGUGUCGUGUCCGAGUGACGCCAUCCUCGUGUCGCCCGAUCGCGUCGUGCAAUGGGAGGUGGUCGACGGCUCGUCGGCGGACAUCAGCGCCGUCAGGUGGGCCGCGGGCAUGGGGCCGCGCCCGCCGGGUGUGACGCGGACCUAUCGGUUCGGCGCGGCCCCGGGUCCCGCCGACGUGGCUUCCUGGCUGCCCGAGGCCGAGGCCGAGCCGUUCCCGUGGGCGGCGCCCGCAGGCUUAGCCGCCCCCCUGCCCGCGGCGGGCGGGCCCGCGGCCGCGGGGGCUGCUGGCGCUGGAGGCGCGGCGGGGCCGCUGGUGGCAGCGGGCGCGCCGCCGCCCCUGGCCGCUGCGGCCGCCCCCCAUCCAGCGCCCCUGGCGGGCGGCGUGCUCGGGCGCGGCGUCGGUGCCGCAGCGGCGGCGGCAGGAGCGGCGGCUCUCGGCGGCGCCGGCGGCGGCCCCCCCGCCGGGGCCGCGUUGGCAGCAGCCGUCGGCGGCCCCCCUCGGCCCCUCCUGCUCGCUGGUGGCGCCGGCGGCGCGCCCGCGGGGCCUGUGGGCAACUGGAGGGCGGCCCAUGAGUGGCGGGGCUACCACUAUGGCGACGUGGCCGACGGCGAGGAGGGCGACUUCGGCGAUAGGGCGGUGGCGCCCGACUGCCGAUUGCUGCCCAUCCGCCUCGACCGCGCGGGAAAGCUGUGCGGCGCGCUGGCCAAUAUCGUCGAGAGCUGCCGCGAGGAGGCCCUGCCGGAGUUCAUCCGCCGAAGGACCACCAUGUGGUGCCUGGAGCACCUCGCGAACGAAGGUCGGUCGCUGGAGAGCCACCUCGAACACUUCAAAUAG